AUGUCUGAAAGCUCUUCAAGCACGACAAAAUUAGUUAAAACAGUUUCCGAGCUUGCAGAAUCUCCAGCUCCAUCAACACCAUCAACCCAAAGCAUAAAUUCGUUACUUGCUGAUUGCACUUUCUCAACACCAACAUCAUCGUUAUCUCCUUCAUUAAUAAGCACUCCACGUUCAGAUAAAUACUCAGACUCUAUAGAUACUAUGAUGCUUAGUACUUCGCUUAAUGAUGAGAAUUAUUCUCAAGAAAUAAAUUCAUUUUUAAAAGAUUUCAAUAAAAAGUUUGAUGUUACAGCAAAUAGUGUUCAUGACAUCAUAGAUAUUGUUUCUACCUUAUUGCAAAGAAAAAAUAAAACUAAUAUGAUUCAAGAAAAAUUAAACAAGCAGAUUCAAGAUCUACAAAGUACAAACUUUAAAUUAACAUCAGAGAAUGAUCAGUUACGAUUCCAGCUUGCAGAUCUUCAGAGCAAAUCUUCAAAUGCUGAACAUUUAUGCACAAACCUAACAAAUCAAAACAAUGCUUUGAAAGAUACUAACAACACACUUCAGGAGGAAAUUAAAACUCUUAAGGCUUCCUUAACAUCGAUGCAGGAUAUAAUGGAAGGGCAAAUACAAGACUUGCAAAAUUUAGGUAAGCAGAGAAUUGAUCUUAUCACCAUUUGCAAUAAGCAGACCAACUUGUAUCAAAAAUUAGAAUCGUGUAUGAAAGCAAAAGUACCCGAACCAGUAGUUAAGAAAGAAAUUCCAAAAAUUAUAGAACAGAAACCAGACUUAUCUCAGGAACAUUAUCAAAUCAUAGCAUCUAUGAUAAAAAUAAUUGAUGAAUGUAUCAAAACAGAUUCAAAUCCAUAUAAAUCAAUAAGAGACGAUUCUAAUUUUGAACCAAAAGAGAGAAUUAUGCGCAUUACCAAACUCCUUGUAGAAAACUAUAAGCAAGAAAAACAAUUAUGCUCUCAAUAUGAGCAAGACAAGGCUAAUUUUGAAAAGAAAUCACAAACUUAUCAAAAGAAAUGCUUUGAAAUUUUAACUCUUUUUGAAGGACAACUUGACUUCCUACAAAAGCUUUCACAUAGCACAGACCUCCAAAAUGCACUUUUAUACAAAGAAAAAACUGCAACAUCGGUAAUUUUAUCAGAUGAUGAUAAAACAGUUUUGAUGCGAAAGUGUGCUAAUUUGAGGAAGUUUGUUGACGAAACUUUCAUUAAUCUUUCUCAAUCCAAGAUUGAAGAUAUCAUGAACACAAGCGAUUCUACUGAAACAAUCAGAGUUUUCGAUCUCUUGAAUACUGAUGAACCAGAUAAUCUCCUUAAUAAAGUUCUAAGCUCAAUUGGAGAGAAAACUGAUGUUGAUAUUCGUGAAAUAUUUGAUUUGUUCAGGGCUCAACUGUUUAUGAAUUGUUUGCUAAAGAAUCACAUCUCAGAUAUGCAUAUUCGAGUCGCAAGAAUUGGCCAAGAAAAUACAUCACUUAAGAAAUUGUUACAAGAGACAAGAGAAAAGGAUAUUGUUCCAGUAAAACUCAGGGCUGAAGAUUUAGAAAGAAAGUACAUGAAGAUCAGGAAUUUCUUAUCCAAAUUUGUUCCAGUUGAUGAUGUCACACCAACCCUAACGUUAAUCAAGCGUGCAAUGAAUGUAGUAAAGAACACAACAGAAGAAUCCAAUGCUGCUGUUGAAAUGGCAGAAAAGUUAAAGAAAGAACUUGAUACUGUUACUAAAGAGAGAGAUGCCUUAGCGCUUUACUUGAAGAAAUCUCAGAAGGACAAUAAUAAGACAAAUAAAGAAUCAACCAAGCUUUCAAAGCAAACAAAAACAGAAUUAGCUAAAGCUCAGGAGGAGUUAGCUCAAAUUAAAGAACAAUGUACUAAGUUCACAGAUGAAAUUCAGGCAUUAACUAAAACAGUUGAAGACAAAAAUGCUGAGUUACAGAAGAAUAAAGAAGACUUUGAAAGGCAAAUGCAAGUAUUACAAGAUAAGAUUUUGCUUUUCAAUGAAGAAAAGAAACAAAAUGAUGAAAAACAGGCAGCAUUAAUUUCACAAGUCGAAGAGGAUAAGAAAGUAAUUGAGACCACAAAGAAACAGAGAAAUGCAUUAAAACGUAAAUUAGACCAGACUGUCGAAUCUAAUAAAAAUAUUGCUGACACAAUGGAGAAACAAUCGAAUGCAAUGAAAGAAAAUUACACAGCUACUAUAAACUCAUUGCAAUCUCAAUAUGAAGCUUCCUUAAAAGAACUUGAGAACCAACAAGCAAGUAUGAUGGAUUUACAGUCUAAAUGCCAGCAAUUGACAUCAGAGAACUCCAAAUUAAGAGUGGAAAAUAAAACAUUGGAAAUGAAGGUUAAAAUGUUUGAAGGUAAAAGUCUUGUAGACCAGCAGAAUAUUCAAUCAAGAAUAACAGCUCAAGUAACCGCUGCUCAAAUGGAGAAUGCUAACAUCAUAUCUUCCCUCAAACAAGUUAUUGAAGAAACAAAGAAUGGCUUCCAAGAAUUGUUUGGCGGAAGAUAUAUUAUUCAUGAAUUAAGUGAAGCUGUAGACUUGGUUCAAAAAGAGCUUUCUCAGCUCAGUCAAAAGGAAAUUCAAUAUGGAGAACUCCUUGAAGAAUUUGAGAAAACUAAAAAUGUUUUGGGAAUUACAACUAAUGAUUUCAAGUUAAACGAAAUUGUUUCAAAUAUGAUGAAGCAAAUUGAUGAACUGAAACUUUCUUUGGAAGAUUCAACAAAGAAAUAUAAACAAAAUCAAGAUGAUGUUGAUAAAUUUAGGAAAGAAAUUAGAAAAUCUGAGAACCAACUCUCGCAGCUUAGAGCAUGGGAAAACUGGUCAAGAAGAAUAUAUUCAGUUAUAAAUGAUAUGGAUUCACUUAAUAUGUCUAAUGAUGAAAUGAGAUUAGUGUUAGAAGAAGCUCUUCUAGCAAGUGUAUCUCAUAAAUCGAUAUUCUUCAGGACAGAUAUGCUCAGAACAGAAAAGAAUUUAAUGGUCAAAUUCGAUAAAAGAAUAUUAAAUACAAGAUCUGUUGCAAAGCCAACAUUCAGAGCGGUUCUUAUUGCAACUCUUGCUGCAAGAAGGGUAUUUAAACUAGGUGGAGCGAUUCCACUCAAUAUUCAUGACUCGCCGAUAUCUUUCUAUGAAACUCCAAAAAGGAAGAAUUCGGUGAAGAAUUCGGUGAAGAAAUCGGUUUCCAGUUCAAAAAAGAAAUCUGUUCUAUAUAGUUCAAGUAUGAGAAAAUCUGUGAUACCGAUGUGGGCAUGA
Trichomonas vaginalis G3 is the source of this 3237-nucleotide messenger RNA. Its product is annotated as centrosomal protein 2 family. Bases 1 to 3237 code for a protein of 1078 amino acids. The record is from RefSeq and is a predicted model, not a curated record. Lineage: Eukaryota; Parabasalia; Trichomonadida; Trichomonadidae. The transcript has a single exon.